Messenger RNA from Nasonia vitripennis (jewel wasp), 3912 nucleotides. RefSeq lists its product as uncharacterized. The transcript has 6 exons. Bases 185 to 1072 code for a protein of 295 amino acids. NCBI's taxonomy places the organism in Eukaryota, Metazoa, Arthropoda, Insecta, Hymenoptera, Pteromalidae. The record is from RefSeq and is a predicted model, not a curated record.
GGCGGCGACGCAGCACCGCGGCACCUCAGUUGCUCCACGGUUUCCGGACUCUGCGGACUGACUGACUCAGUUUCAGAGAUAAAAGAACAAGCCUAUACCAACCGACUCGUUACAUACCGUUCAACAUAUCGGCGUCGGACGACAGUUCGAUCAUCAUUCGGACCGAAGAAGACUGAGACAAUUGAUGAGGAUGCACAUAGCGGAGACAUGGGCGAUCCUGCUGUUGGCGCACACGAGUACCCUGCUGCUGGUCGGCUCCCAGUACGUCGGCCCCUUUCCCGGCCAGAGGCUAACGCAGCAACAGCAGCACCAGGCGGCAGCGCAAGCACAGGAGCUCGGAUACAGCGACAAGCGGGCCUCGACGAUGGCCGAGCCAACCUGCGAGGAGCUGCGCGCCAUGUGGCGCUACAGCAAGCGCCAGAGCAGAGCCGCCGAGAGCACCAACGAGCUGCCCGUUUACCGCGACCCCUUCUCCUACAACGUAUGGGAGGCCUACCCCAGCCGCUCGCCCAGCACCGGUUAUCGAGAAGAGUACACGGGUCCGGCGCGCAGUCGAGGUGCCGGUGGUGCGCCUAUCUACGGCAAGCUGGUCCACAAGGCGCCGGCGGGUAGUCGUCUGCGCAACGGUAUGCCCGACCGAGCGAGGGCCUUCGAGGAAGUGGCCCGACUCUACGGGACGGUGAAUAGACAGCCGCCGUCCCAGCGGCGCCGGCUGACCAGCUUCCGAGUUGGCGGCGGACCCGUCAACCCCAACCUACCCCAGGCCGGAAGCUUCCAACACCUCAAGGAGAUCAUUCUCACCGAGCGCGCCAGAGAGCUACAGGAACAGCGCCGAGCGGAGGAGAUGGCAGCGCGAGCUGCGGUACUGAAGGAGAUGACGUCGGGUGAGCGCAUGAGGCAAAGCAACGCGCACGAGUCGCGCAACGCCAACUUCCUCAGCUCGCUGCAGGGCAGCUACCAGUCGGACCCGAAGAACUACGACUUCGCGCAGGCCCAAUACGUGCCCGAUAUCGGCCAGGCGUUCUCGAAAUCGGAUCAUCACUACGCUCGGGAGUACAUGCUGCGCCGCUAGAGAACCCCGGCUGCCGAGAGGAGCCGCCGAAGAGCUGAGAAGACACACAGCUAUGUAUACAUGCAGAAUACUUUGUUCGAGCUGGAGCGCCCGCAUUAUAUACCUAUAUAUAUACGCCACGUCUUAGCCUGCACAACCUACUUUUCUCUCUCUCUAGCUCUCUACUACUCUAUAUACACUCCUUCUUCUGUAUAGCGACUGAAACACUACAACGGCAUAUCUAUCUGUCUACCCCCGCUUGCGCCUCUAUAGAUUUCCCCUGUGGGAAGAUCGCGCGGAGAAAAGUUUUGAUGCUGCAUAGGAGGAGCUGCUGAUAUGGUAUAUUUUCUCCGCGCGAGCACUCGAGCAGCCGCAUCGAAGCUUCGAGAUAGAUCAUCCGCGGGGAGAUCAUUAUUAUCAUAUCCUACGUGUACUGAGACUAUGGAGGAAAAGGCAUUGUGAGAGUAGAUCGCUUUUAUCGCUUGAUAUUCCUGCGCCAAGUUCGGUUUCUUCACGAUCGCGACGAGGUCCUGCUGGAGACAAUAAGUUUUCAUUUUGUUGCCUAUGUAUAAUAAUCCAACUGUAUGACAAUACCUUUUUCUCGGUGCGAAUGAAAAUUGAACGAUUAUACGGCGCGACUGUCGAGAAUAGAACACGGGACACUUAUCGUUGUGUACAGUCUCUCGCUGCUCUCGCUCGUAUUUUUCGUUGAUUUCUAUAAUUAAGUAUAGCGUCGCAUAUCAGGUGUUAUUGAACUAGACAAUAAUGCGUAUAUCAACGGCGCAUAAGUCAUUUCGUUUUUCGGUCUUUUGACGUUUUUUGAAAAUUCAAUGAGCGACACGCGCGAGUCUGCUGUAGGUCUCGACGUACGCGUACGUACCUUUAUAUAAUAUUAUACAUUACCCAUCGCAAUUCGCGAUAUAACCCAUGACAAUAAUCGAGUGAUUCACUGACUGGAAAUUAAUAAUAUGUACAAGUAACUCUGAAUAAAGGUUAUAUGAUUUCGAGGUGUACCUAUACGUCGAAACCUACCGAUGCGAGACUUGAGGAGAAAUAUUUGACUUCUUGAAUGUGGCGGCGGACGAUAUUUCUCGUCGAAUUAUACAUAUAUAUAUACACACACACACAUAUAUAUAUAAAUAUAACGUUGACAAUAAACUCUUAAAUGAUAAGAAAAACAUCAUGUGUGCAUUUAAAUUUUGAUCGAAUAAUUGUCUAUAUUAUUCUUUAUUAUUGCAUGUAAAAUAAGCACGUGCAAACUUGCUGAUGGUUCUCGGACAAAAGAAAUGAAAAUUGUACGCGCGCGUCAGAACUCAGUUCUCUCUCUCUCUCUCUCUGUUACGUUACAUAUUAUAAUAAUGCAUAUUUCGAAAUAAUGAUCUUUUGUCGAGUGAUAUAUAUCGAUGCAUAUUAUAUACAACUAUUAUGUAAGCAUGUGUAUCUUAUUGUAUACGAGAAGCUUGAGCGCGCGAUAUAUAACCAACAAUUCCUUUUAACGAGAAAUAAAGUCAUGAAUUGAAAUUUUCGACAAUAAUGAAAACGUAUUACGGUUUUUCGAUUGAAUUUUUUCACCGAGAACGCAAAUUCAAGCCGGAAAAUGAUGAUGAUGAGGCAUGGAGAUGAAGAGCGAAGAACAUAAAUGAUAUAUGAAGAUGAAGAAAAGUCCAAGAAGACGAACGACAAGUUCCUAGCGCCAAAAUUUACUAUAGCUAAGAUGCGAAUUUUUUACUUGUAUGACAAAUAAAUAAUUUCUAUAAUAGUGAAUUGGGAAUUUACAUCAAACAAUAAUUAAUAAUCGAGCGCGCUGUGCUUUUCGUUCUUCUUCCAAAAGUGAACAAAAAAUAAAAAAAAAAUGAAAAAUCAACUUGUAAAUGCUGUGAGAACAAUCGUAAUGUAACUAAUAUGACUAAUGUACUUAUAAAAAAUAUAUAUAUAUACACAUAUGAAUCCAGUUAUAUUUACGGUAGAUAUUUUUCGAUACCCAAUAGAACGAUGGUUUCGAUAUAAGAAUAUUCUUGAGAAAAUCUAGAACCAAAAAUAUGAGUAUAACAAAAAAAAAAAAUUACAAAAAAAGCGAGAGAUACAUCUCGAGGCAAGCCUGAGAGCGAGCGAAAACCGGAUGAGAAUCUCUUCGCUCUUUCCCAGACUUUCGUAGGCUAUUAUUAUUAUUAUAUACACACAUACACGUAAUAUCACACGGACACGCUCACUUGUGCGGGAAAGCGUAUAAUACACACGUACACAGGCGGAAAAAUCGCGCGAUGGGACAGUGAUAAAUCAUCAGACGUUACUCUUUUCGCGUUCGUUCCUUCGUUCUGCAAACGCCAAAUACAUUAUACAAACUUUGCGCUAAUUUGCAUGAGAAUUAAAAACUAACUACACUCUCUGCGCUACGAGAAGUUUUUGAAUUUUCAAACUUUUUUUAUGUUUCUCUGACAAAACAAACUACAGCCCGCGGAUGAGUAAUGUUCGAAAAAGCUUGUGCAGCUUAUCAAUUGUGAAUUCAUGAAUAAUAAAUUACACAUGCCUAUGCGCCCAGCGUUAUAAAUUUGUAAAUACCUCGAAGGAAAGUGAUAUAUUGGAGGAAGAAAACAAAAUGAAAGAAGUUGCUGGUGAUUUAUGAUUGAACCGUCUGACGUCUUUCUUCGGUAACCAAGAAUUUAAAUGUGUCAGACAAUAAUCGCUUGACAAACGCGUUAAGGCUGCAGUUAAGCCUGAUAUAUAUACACACAUAUAUAAAUAUAACUAUAUUAUAUAUAUAAAAAAGAUAUAUAUUACGCGCAUAAGAAUUGACGAGGAAGCCCUGCAUGUGAAUUGGGUGCUGUGUUAAUUUUUGCGAAAAAGCGAGCGAAUGAAGAAAA